This is a messenger RNA of Agrilus planipennis (emerald ash borer), 1077 nucleotides long. RefSeq names its product actin-like. NCBI's taxonomy places the organism in Eukaryota, Metazoa, Arthropoda, Insecta, Coleoptera, Buprestidae. The transcript has a single exon. The record is from RefSeq and is a predicted model, not a curated record. Bases 1 to 1077 code for a protein of 358 amino acids.
AUGAAUCCAGUGGUGAUUGACGCGGGUUCUUGCAUAUGCAAAGUGGGUUUUGCCGGCGAGGAAAUUCCUAACGCGGUCAUUCCUUCCUUAAUUGGACAUUUGCCAAACGAUUCGAAAAGGCUAAUAGGCAAAGAAGCUUUCGAUAAUCGCGAAGAUUGCGAAAUUUCGUAUCCCAUAAGGGGAACUAAAAUAACAAACUGGGACCAUUUUGAAUCUCUCCUGGAUCAUUGUUACAAACAGGUUUCGGCUGACCCAAAAGAACAAUCGCUUCUAUUAACUGAACCCCACUGUAAUCCAAAGAAGAAUCAGGAGAAGACAACGGAAAUUUUGUUCGAAAAGUUUGGAAUUCCUGCGCUUCACAUUGCCAGUCAAACGGUGUUAUCCUUGUACGCCGCGAACAGGACCACAGGGAUAGUCCUUGACAUCGGGGAUCACACUUGCAGCAUAGUUCCAAUAUACCAUGGAUACGUCGAUCAAGCAGCCGUGCAGUGUCUGGAUUACUCUGGAAAAGAUUUGACGGACUUCCUGCAGAUGUUGUUGUUGCAAGGGAAGUCUGUGCCAGUAAGAAGCGAUUGGGAAGACCUCCGGGAGUUGAAAGAAAACUUCUGUUACGUGGCAAUUGAUUUUGAGAAGGAAGAAAAUGGACCAAGGGACGUUAGGAAGUUGGAGCUUCCUGGUGGUAGAUCGGUGAAUGUUUCGAGUGAAGAUUAUACAUGUCCUGAAGCUCUUUUCAAACCUUCACUGAUAGGUCUUGAAAGUGAAGGAAUUCACAAAGCACUUCGCACCUCCGUCAUGAAAUGCGAUUAUGAUUUAAGGAAGGAGCUUUACGGUAAUAUUGUAUUAUCGGGUGGCACCACAAAAAUGAAGGGGUUUGUGGACAGACUGGAACGUGAAAUUGUGCAGUUAGUGCCUCCCCAAGUUCAGAUAAAACUGAUCAAACAGGCCGAUCGGCAUCACGCGUCAUGGAUUGGUGGAAGCGUCCUGGCUUCUUUGAUAAGUUUUAAGGAUUACUGUAUAACAAAACAACAAUUCGAGGAACAAGGGACCGGUAUAAUUUAUAAGAAUGUUUUUUUGUAA